AGCCCGAGCGGCGGCGACUGAGUCAGUGCCGGAGCCAUGUCUCUGCUGUGUGUCGGAGUUAAGAAAGCAAAACUCGACGGCCCACAAGAAAAGUUCAAUGCCUACGUGACUCUGAAGGUGCAGAAUGUGAAGAGCACGACCAUCGCAGUGCGGGGGAGCCAGCCGUGCUGGGAGCAAGACUUCAUGUUUGAAAUCAACCGUUUAGACCUCGGCUUAACAGUGGAAGUGUGGAACAAAGGGCUGAUCUGGGACACGAUGGUCGGUACAGUAUGGAUUCCUUUAAGGAGUAUACGGCAAUCAAACGAGGAUGGACCUGGCGAAUGGCUGACACUCGACUCUGAGGUUAUAAUGACAGAUAAUGAAAUCUGUGGAACGAAAGACCCAACAUUUCAUAGGAUUUUGUUGGACACUCGCUUUGAGUUACCACUCGACAUCCCAGAAGAGGAAGCUCGAUACUGGGCCAAAAAACUGGAGCAGUUGAAUGCCAUGAGAGACCACAAUGAUUAUGAAUUCCAGGAGGAGCAGGAGAGGCCGUUGGCGAUGCCGGGCUCACAGUGCUGCAACUGGAGCUAUUUCGGUUGGGGAGACCAACAAAACAACGAGGACCCUGACAGUGCGGUGGACGACCGAGACAGUGACUAUCGCAGUGAAACUAGCAACAGCAUUCCACCGCCCUACCAUAACACAGCUCAGAUUAAUGAGUCAGUCCAUCAGUACUCCAUCUCGUCACGGCACCAGCAGAACGGCUCGCGGGACUCUUGCGCUGACUCUAUUCACAGCUAUGAGCUUGAUGAUUCAGAUCAUCAAAGGCCCAUCAGUCCCACAGGCAGCAGCCGGUAUGCCUCAUCAGCCGAGCUCAGUCAAGGGAGCUCCCAGCUCAGCGAGGACUUUGAUCCCGAUAACGAGAGUCUGCAGGGCUCUGAGAUUGACGAGGAACGGGACAGAGACUCUUACCACUCCUGCCACAGCUCGGUGAGUUAUGGGAAAGAUGCUCAGGACUGGGACAAGGAAGACAACGAGCCACUGGAGAUUUACAGUGAACCAGAAGAGUUCCAGAAAGAAGAAGAGGCCGAGGACGUUUAUGAGGAGAAAGCUGAGGAGGAGGAGAUUGAAGAGAUUGAAGACAUUGUUGUGGAUGAAGUCCCUCCAGCAACUGAGGCGUCUCAAGAGCAGGAGGAAGAGAAACCACUGGAAACGUACAGGGGAGAAGACGAGGGUCAUUCCAAUAUGUCCAGAGCAAAAGCUAAUUGGAUUCGGGCGUUUAACAAAGUUCGUAUGCAGAUUCAAGAGGCACAACUUGGUGAAGGUGUUGGGGACCUGUCUAAACCCCUUUGGUUUAAAGGAGGGCCUGGGGGUGGGCUGUACAGUAUUGACAGCAUGCCAGAUCUUCGAAAGAAAAAACCCAAAAACCUUGUUAGUGAUUUGGCUAUGUCUUUGGUGCAAUCAAGAAAAGCUGGCAUUACUUCUGCACUGGCCACCCGCACCCUUAAUGAUGAGGAACUGAAAAAUCAUGUUUACAAGAAGACCUUGCAAGCCUUAAUUUACCCCAUCUCUUGCACAACACCGCACAAUUUUGAAGUGUGGACAGCGACCACACCCACCUACUGUUACGAGUGUGAAGGGCUGUUGUGGGGAAUCGCGCGUCAGGGAAUGCGUUGUUCCGAGUGCGGGGUCAAGUGUCACGAGAAGUGCCAAGAUCUUCUCAACGCGGAUUGUUUGCAGCGCGCUGCUGAGAAAAGCUCCAAACAUGGAGCGGAGGAUCGGACACAGAACAUCAUCAUGGUGCUGAAGGACAGGAUGAAAAUCAGAGAGCGGAAUAAACCCGAGAUCUUUGAGCUCAUCCAGGAGGUGUUCGGCCUUCCAAAGGCUUCUCACGGACAGCAGAUGAAGUCAAUUAAACAGAGUGUGUUGGACGGAACAUCAAAGUGGUCAGCAAAGAUUAACAUCACCGUGGUGUGUGCCCAGGGUCUGCAAGCCAAGGAUAAGACGGGCUCCAGUGAUCCUUACGUCACAGUACAAGUUGGGAAGACUAAGAAACGCACUAAGACUAUCUACGGAAACCUUAACCCAGUCUGGGAGGAGAACUUCAACUUUGAAUGCCACAAUUCAUCUGAUCGAAUCAAAGUGCGAGUGUGGGAUGAAGACGACGACAUCAAAUCCCGAGUAAAGCAGAGGUUCAAGCGGGAAUCGGAUGACUUUUUGGGACAGACCAUUAUUGAAGUACGAACACUCAGCGGCGAAAUGGACGUUUGGUACAAUCUGGAUAAGCGUACUGAUAAAUCGGCCGUGUCUGGUGCUAUCCGGUUACACAUUAGUGUGGAGAUCAAAGGGGAGGAGAAGGUGGCGCCUUACCAUGUCCAGUACACGUGCCUACAUGAGAACCUCUUUCACUUCCUCACGGACAUUCAGAACAAUGGGGUUGUGAAGAUCCCAGACGCUAAAGGAGACGAUGCCUGGAAGGUUUACUUUGAUGAGACGGCGCAGGAAAUAGUCGAUGAGUUUGCGAUGAGAUUCGGAGUCGAAUCCAUCUAUCAGGCUAUGACACACUUUGCUUGCCUGUCCUCAAAGUACAUGUGUCCUGGAGUUCCCGCUGUGAUGAGCACACUCUUAGCGAACAUCAACGCUUACUACGCGCACACCACUGCCUCGACCAAUGUCUCUGCCUCCGAUCGGUUUUCGGCCUCCAAUUUUGGGAAAGAAAGGUUUGUGAAACUCCUGGACCAACUGCACAAUUCCCUGCGUAUUGACCUGUCAAUGUACAGGAACAAUUUCCCAGCGAGCAGUCCAGAAAGAUUACAAGAUCUGAAGUCUACAGUUGACCUAUUGACCAGUAUAACCUUCUUUCGAAUGAAGGUGCAGGAGCUGCAGAGCCCACCGCGGGCCAGUCAGGUGGUGAAGGACUGUGUGAAAGCCUGUCUCAACUCCACGUACGAAUACAUCUUCAACAACUGCCACGAACUGUACAGUCGCGAAUACCAGACAGACCCGACUAAGAAAGCUGAGGUGCCCCCAGAGGAGCAGGGACCAAGUGUCAAAAACCUGGACUUUUGGUCCAAACUCAUCACACUCAUCGUCUCCAUCAUAGAGGAGGACAAGAACUCCUACACUCCCUGCCUCAACCAGUUUCCUCAGGAGCUGAAUGUGGGCAGGAUCAGCGCAGAGGUGAUGUGGAACCUUUUUGCUCAGGACAUGAAGUACGCAAUGGAAGAGCAUGAGAAGCAGCGGCUUUGUAAAAGUGCUGACUACAUGAAUCUACACUUCAAAGUCAAAUGGCUGUACAACGAGUAUGUGAAAGAUCUGCCAGCGUUUAAGAACACAGUCCCAGAGUAUCCCACCUGGUUUGAACCCUUCGUUAUUCAGUGGUUGGAUGAGAAUGAAGAGGUGUCUCGAGACUUCCUACAUGGAGCUCUGGAGCGUGACAAGAAGGACGGUUUCCAGCCGACCUCGGAACAUGCUCUCUUCUCCUGCUCUGUGGUGGACGUCUUCUCACAGCUGAACCAGAGUUUUGAAAUCAUUAAGAAGUUGGAAUGUCCCGACCCUAAGAUUGUGGGUCACUACAUGAGACGCUUUGCCAAGACGAUCAGCAACGUGCUGCUGCAAUACGCAGAGAUAAUAACAAAGGAUUACGCUUCUUAUUGCUCCAAAGAGAAAGUGCCGUGUAUCCUGAUGAACAACAUCCAGCAGCUUCGAGUUCAACUGGAGAAGAUGUUCGAGGCCAUGGGAGGAAAAGAGCUGAAUUCUGAAGCCAGUGACAUUUUGAAAGAGCUGCAGAUUAAACUCAACAACGUGUUGGAUGACCUCAGUAGAGUGUUUGCACUAAGUUUUCAGCCUCACAUUGAGGAGUGUGUGAAGCAAAUGGGAGACAGUCUCAGCCAGGUCAAAGGCACCGGUAACGUCCCCGCCAGCACCUGCAACAGCGUGGCUCAAGAUGCGGAUAACGUGCUGCAGCCCCUCAUGGAUCUGCUGGACAGCAAUCUGACUCUUUUUGCUAAAAUCUGUGAGAAAACUGUGCUGAAACGUGUCCUGAAAGAACUGUGGAAGAUUGUGAUGAACAUCAUGGAAAAAACCAUUGUGCUGCCUCCUCUGACUGACCAGACGAUGAUUGGCAGGGUGAAGCAGGUGUGUCACAGCGAUGGCACACAGCUCAUCUUCAACGCUGCCAAAGAGCUGGGCCAUCUGUCCAAGUUGAAGGACCACAUGGUGAGAGAGGAAGCCAAGAGUCUGUCCCCCAAGCAGUGCGCUGUGGUGGAGCUGGCCCUGGACACCAUUAAGCAAUAUUUCCACGCAGGCGGCGUUGGUCUGAAGAAGACUUUCCUAGAGAAAAGCACGGACCUGCAAUCGCUCCGCUACGCUCUGUCCCUCUACACGCAGGCCACCGAUACCCUCAUCAAAACAUUCAUCCAGUCGCAGUCAGCGCAGGGUUCGGGUGUGGAUGAUCCGGUGGGUGAGGUGUCCGUUCACGUAGAGAUUUUCACACAUCCAGGAACCGGAGAGCACAAGGUCACGGUUAAAGUCGUGGCAGCCAAUGACCUCAAGUGGCAAACCACUGGUAUCUUCCGUCCAUUUGUGGAGGUGAACAUGAUCGGGCCCCACCUGAGUGACAAGAAGAGGAAAUUUGCCACAAAAUCAAAAAACAACAGCUGGGCACCCAAAUUCAGCGAGACCUUCCCUUUCACGCUGAGCGCUGAGACCGGGCCGGAGGGCUACGAGCUGCAGAUCUGCGUGAAGGAUUACUGCUUUGCCCGUGAGGACCGCAGUGUGGGGAUGGCAGUGCUGCAGCUAAGGGACAUGGUGCAGCGAGGCAGCUGUGCCUGCUGGCUCCCACUCGGCCGCAGGAUCCACAUGGACGAGACGGGCCUCACCGUCCUCCGCAUCCUCUCCCAGAGGAACAACGAUGAGGUCGCCAAGGAGUUCGUCAAGUUGAAAUCGGACAUCCGCUCGGCCGAGGAGGGCAGUUGAGGAAACAAAAAAAACACGGGGUUCAGAGUAGGUAGAACGAUUCGUCCAUUUAUUACUUUCAUCGGUCAGGGCUGUCCCAAGCUUUGUCUCUCUCUCUCUCUCUUGUUCAUCUAAUGAAACAUAUCCAAAUUAUCUAAUAAGCAAAAAAAAGUGGUGAGUGAGGAGGCGGCCGCUGGGAUCUGCAUGUUCCUGGAGGNUUUUUUUGCCACGUGGACAAUUAAUUUCCUUUUGUUCAUGAGGCAGCACAGCGGAGGCACCAAUCAGACUGACUUCACCCUGAGGCUAACAUCAUUGGUGUAAAUAAACCCCGCAUGACUCUCCCGAGCCUGUGUCCAAUAAGCACUGUGAUCCUGUCCUUGUGGAGAGACCGACAGCUGAGAGACCUUGGAAACCUCUUGUGGAAAGCCUCAGUUACCUUCCUCUUCAAAACACUGAACUGCCAAAGUGUCUUUAUACCCACUGCUGUAGCCCCGUUCUUACACAUUCCACAGUCGGGACUUUUUGGAACAGAUUUUGUUACUCGGAGCUGGAUUUGCAAACAGGUUCAACAUGAACCACAGGAUUGGACCAAAGUAUUUUGUAAAACAGGGUUUAACAGUGACUGUGUUUACCACUCUCAUCCCCUUCCUCUGUUAGGUUCGGUUGUGGUUUGGGACGGCCAUUUGCUGAGCAGGUUUACAGAGUGUUAGCUUUCUGCUUCCCCGAUGAUGAAAUAUUUUUUAACUAAAAUAAUGAGUGGGAAACGGCCGCACAGCAACAGACUGACAGCCAGUCACCGCGACCUGCCCCGGCCUUCACAGCACUCACACACGCACUCACCCAGCCACACAUACUCCUCACACUCACCCAGCCACACAUACUCCUCACUGCAUCCAUUCACACUCACCCAGCCACGCAUACACACUCACUACAUGCGCAGAGCCUCACAUAGACCCUCACAACACACUGUUUCUCUCGGGCCUCGGGAUAAUUUUACAAAAAACUCUGGUCCAAUCGUGUGAGCCCAACAUGUAGAGUAAUUAGUGUUUAGUUUGACAAUGACCGUGGCUGUACCAACAGUGGGAGACCUUCACACCUGCACUGUGGGGACACGCUUUUUUUGCUGCCUUAUAAUUGCCGUCUCUUAGGUUCAUUGUAAAAAUGGAAAAUUUUCUUUUUGUAUAAAAAGGAAACACACUGGGAAAUGCAUGGCAGUAAAACUGUUGCAAACAAAAGGAAGGGUCUGGCACUUUCAAUGGCUGAAUAUUCAUCUUGUUCAGUGACUCGUGUGUGUGUGUGUGUGUAAAAAGACAUAUAUGACUGUUUAAAAGACUAGCAUGAGUGUACAUGUUUUAAAUCAACAGUUUCCAUUGUGAUUUAACCCCCCAUUCACUUUCAGCACUGAGCACGCUGAGAAUGAUGGCACACGAUACAGGAGGCAGCAGAGUAUUAUUGUACUCAAAUACACGGUGGCGUACAAUUCCUGUUUUCUGGUUGAAGUUUCAUGUUUUGCUUCCAAACUGGCCUUUAAGCACAAAACAUGUUAAUUAUCCUGUUAUGUUUUUUAAUGUUUUACGUUUUGUAUCUUCAGCAAACAAAAAUGAAACUCCAUUUAAUUCUUGGUGAUUACAUUUGUAUGUGGUACACAGAACCUCCAAGCGAUUUCCAACCCCAUCCACAAACACUUCCGCCCCCCCCCCACCCC
Molecule: messenger RNA, 6643 nt
Organism: Callorhinchus milii (elephant shark)
Lineage: Eukaryota; Metazoa; Chordata; Chondrichthyes; Chimaeriformes; Callorhinchidae
Product: protein unc-13 homolog A
Exons: 43
Coding region: 37-4959 (1640 amino acids)
Biological process (GO): synaptic vesicle maturation; synaptic transmission, glutamatergic; neuromuscular junction development
Cellular component (GO): neuromuscular junction; presynaptic membrane; presynaptic active zone cytoplasmic component
Molecular function (GO): diacylglycerol binding; syntaxin-1 binding; phospholipid binding
Source: RefSeq, a predicted model, not a curated record